This is a messenger RNA of Fusarium keratoplasticum, 2850 nucleotides long. RefSeq names its product C2H2-type domain-containing protein. The transcript is spliced from 6 exons. Lineage: Eukaryota; Fungi; Ascomycota; Sordariomycetes; Hypocreales; Nectriaceae. The record is from RefSeq and is a predicted model, not a curated record. Bases 1 to 2850 code for a protein of 949 amino acids.
AUGACGGAUCAACCAGGCGAUGAGGUGAUAUCGCACAGUUCCUCGUGGAUCGGACUGGUCACUGAGGACGAGGGCUCGGUCGGCAAAGAGCCUGAAGAUGCUGCCAAGGUCGGAGACGAGGAUUACGUGGUCUCAAGCUCGACGGCGCGAGGCAGCGCGUUCUCCAGGUUCAAACAAAAGUAUGCGGGUGUGCCGAAAAGCAAACCCGAACCACAACAUGUGAUGAUUCCGAUGCACUCUACCCCAUUCGGAAUGCCGGUUGGCUUCGACACCGACCAUGUACAAGUCUGGAAAGGAUUUCAACAGGUUGAUCGGUUAGAUGAACCAAUGUCCAAAAGCACACCUACACCGGGCCGUUAUGAGUCGGUCAACUCAAUGAUGAGCGGCACAACCUAUGUCAGCGCCGAGUACAAUCCCUUCGAACACAAUGUCUUCGAGCUUCCAGACGUUCCCUACAACCAAAAUCCCUCUAAAAAUACUGAUGAGGGACCUCUCUUCCGGGCAUACUUUUCAGACGCUCACUCGGUCUUGCAAACGACCAGUCAGAUACGACAACUCAUCGUUUCCUUGAAUCCACACCUUCGAGACUCAAACGCUUACUUGACGGACCGCAUCGCGUAUCACUAUGCAACUCAGGUCUACAAACUCGAAUGGCAGCAUCCAUUCCUCGGCAUCAUGGGACCUCUCGAGUCCAACUUUUUCCACCCCUUCAUAUGCACGUGGAAAUCUUGCAAAAGCAUCAAAGCGUUUCGUUCUCUUUCGGACCUAGUCACUCACAUGGAUGCGGUACACAAGCGACAACAAAUCCCAAAAAUGCGACUCCUUCAACCCCCACACCAAAAGCUACUCAUGUGCAAUUUCUGCGACUCGAGAUACGCCGAUUUCGACUUCUUGGACGCACAUGUUGCAACUCACAUGGUUAAAAUUGGCCAAGGAUUUCUGGACAGCACCUGGAGAGAUUUUGAAGCUGAUCCAGGGGCGUCUCUGGGGAUAUGGCAGAAGAAGCCUGCUGAGCUUGACAACAACCCAGAGCCGCCCCAGGCCAAGCCAAGUCCACCUCCAAAGGAGAGAUUUCCUUACGGUGGCUUGUUUCCUCGAGUAGGUAUCGAGGGCUCAGUCCCCAAGCCUCGCCCCCAGAGGGCAAAGACACCGCAUCAAGAGUUGUUCUCCCUAAUAACGCCGCCACCCGUACCUGAACCCCCCAAGGUCGUCAGCCCUCCGAGGACAAAGACUCCACAUCAACACUUAUUUUCUCCAAUAACACCCAUGGAUUCUAUUCCAGAGUCCUCAAGAGUCGUUAGCCCUCGAAGAGCAAGGACUCCGCACCAUCACUUGGUCUCCCCAACGACACCCAAGGAGCCCGUGUCUGCCUCCCCAAAGAUUGUUAGCCCCAAGAACGAAAAGAUCCCCGAUGUCGUUUUAUCCCCUUCAGCGAGGCUCAAGGAUACUCUUCCUGAGGUUUCUGCCUCAGUGUCUCCUAAUCCCCCCGAGACGCCACCGCCCCCGAAGCCAUCGUUCAAGCAGAUCGGUAUGGCUACAGUAGAGGUGAAGAUGAUCCUUUCGAAAAAUGUGACUAGAACUACUGCUGCAGGUGGUGAUGAAAGUGACUCAGACGAUUCAGAAACGUCUUCCGAAGGAUCGGAAGCACGCGAUGCAGAUCAAGGCGCAGGGAGCGGCACAGGUGUUGGACAGGGAUGGGUGGGAGCACCCGCAAGUGGACAACAAGCGUCGUGGGCUGGGAUCUCGACUCCCAGUGGCCAAGGUGUGGGAGAGGGUGGAGAUGGAGGACGAAGAGGCAGAAAGAGGAGAAAGGGUGAUGAUCCGGCGUUUGUCAUGGGAUCUCGCCCUCGGUUCGCCUGCCCUUAUCGGGUAUUUGAACCUGAUGCCUUGAACUGCCUAGAGAGAGGGCCCAAAAAUCCUCUGGGUGGAUGCGAGGAUAUCUCUCGGCUCAAGCAACAUCUUGGUCGUCGUCACAAGCGUUCCCGUCGCUGCAACCGCUGCUUGAAAGCCUUUGAAAGCGACGCCAAAGCACGCACACACGAGUCACUCGCAGCGUGUCCCAUAAUACCGCUACCAGAUUUUGAGCGUUUGAUGAGCGCGGCGCACGAAAGCAUUACCGAGCGAUUCCUGACACCCAUGUCUGAUUUGGCCGGUUGGUGGUUUAUCUUUAAGCUGCUCAUUCCGGGGAUGCAGGAUCGAGACUUGGAAUCUUUGAAGAUGGAGUACUCGCCAUACUAUGUUCACCGAGCCCCUGCCAUCAUGCUUCCAGCAAUGAACUUUUCAGCCUCGAUUCUUGAUUCAGUCCCUGACCAGAAUAUCUCAGCCCCUGUAGAUGUCUUUCCAAAUCCUCCAGAUCAGAUGCUCUUGGGUACCGACGCCAACGCGGCCACGUCGACUUUCGUAUCACAGCAUUUUUCAGUACCCGUGUUCCAAGUUCCAGACCCAUCAAAUCCAGGAAACAUUCCCGAAAUCACAAUAUCAGCAGGCCUAGGUUCAUUCUCUGGCGCGUCAUCCGAUCAAUCGAAUCCAUGGACGCCUCCCCGUCCAUCUACCCCUGCAACCACCACUGCACCGUCGACAUCAUCACGAAGUGCAUCUGGGAGCGUGGCAGGGAGUGUCAGUCAAACUCAGUUGGAGAGAAAUCACAUGCGACUCAAGAGCCAGUACAAACAGGUUGAAAAGGAAAAUGCCAAGUUGAGGGAAGACAAGUAUGCGAACAGAGGAGAUUUGGAGCGCGCAGAAGCUGUGUUGGAGGAGGUGCUAGGGUCAGUGGAUCUGUCGCAGGAUGCCUUUGACAAUUUGAGCCAAGUGUCGGAGAUUUUGAUGGAGAUGAAGCGACGGUUGGGAUAA